AUUUAAGCAAAUUCUCUUUCACUCCCCUGAAUAAAAUGUCUGUCUUGCUUCUUGUAGGGACGAGUCUCUCUCCCACACUCCAAAAUCAUUCUCAUUGAGAUGAACACAUUCUUCAGACCAUUGGUUACCGCAAUUUCAAAUGGGAAUUUAAAUUUUCUUUUUUGAGAUUCCAUUGAAAAUUAUGAACAAUGCUAGUUCCUUUCUCGCGAUUCCUCAAAUCCACAGUAAACCCUGGUCCAUGCUUCUUCAGAAAAUGCUUUAACUCAUGGGCUUCAGAAAUCAAGAAUGCCUCCUCCCCGUACAAAGCUUUGGACCUCUACUUCCAAAUGCACCGUCGUUCCAUCCCUUUUGAUAGCUUCUCUGUUCUUUUCACGCUCAAAUCAUGUACCCGUUUGCAUAGUCUUAUCAUUAUUCGUCAUAUGCAUUCUCAUAUAAUCAAAUUGGGAUUCAUCACUCACGUCUAUGUUGCCACUUCUCUUCUUAAUGCUUAUGUUGUCACAUCCUUUAGUAAUGCGUGUCUAUUGUUCGAUGAAAUGCCUGAGAGAAACACUAUUACGUGGAAUACAAUGAUUACAGGGUAUUCAAGGUCAGGGAAUAUCAAUAAAGCACGCGCCAUUUUUGAGGAAAUGGCAUUGAGGGAUGUGGCUUCUUUGUCUGCCAUUAUCAAGGCCUACUUUGACCAUGGCUAUUGGGGUAAAGGGUUAUCGUUAUUUCGAGAAAUGAUAUCGAGUGGGGAAAUAAAACCAGACCUAGUGACCUUGGGAACUGUUUUAUCAAGUUGCGUAAACUUGGGUGCUCUUGCACUGCUAGUUGGGAAAUCAGUUCAUGGCUUUACAGUGAAGAAUGGGUGGGAGCUGAAUGUGCAAAUUGGCACAAUUCUGGUUGACUUGUAUGCAAAGUGUGGAUACAUGAAGAAUGCUUUCCGGGUUUUUGAUUUGAUGCAAGAAAGGAAUGUCAUGAGUUGGACUGCAUUGAUAUGUGGGGCAGCACAACAUGGCUUUAGUCAAGAAGCGUUGAUCUUGUUUAAGAUGAUGCAAAAGACAAACGUUAGACCUAAUGAACUGACUUUCACAGGUAUUCUCAAUGCAUGUACUCAUUCCGGGAUGGUUGAAGAAGGCCGAAAGUAUUUCAAGAUGAUUGAAGAGUAUGGUUUGGAGCACAGAAUUCAGCAUUAUGGAUGCAUGGUUGAUCUGCUUGGUAAGGCAGGGUUGUUAGAGGAAGCUUAUGAGGUUAUUAAGACAAUGAAAUUUGAGACUAAUGUUGUUAUCUGGGGCUCCUUUUUGUCAGCGUGCAAGGAGCACAAGCAGUUUGACAUGGCUGAAAGCGUGAUUGAACAGAUCUUGAGUGCAAUAGAUCCAGAGAAUGAUGGGGGCAUUUAUGCUCUUAUUUGUGAUUUGUAUGCUUUAAACGAGAAAUGGGAUGAUGCAGAGAGGGUGAGGAAAUUAAUGCUUGAUCAAAAUGUGAGAAAAGCCAGAGGAUCUAGUUUUAUCAGAAGUUGAUUAUAGGGCGUACAUUCAUCUGUUCUCAGGCAACUUUCCAGGACUGAAGAACUAGUUCAUCAAUGAUUAUUCAGCUUCCAAUAGUUUUGACUUUUGAAUGUUGAUCUUUCUAUGAGUGGUUAUGGCAUAUCAAUCCGUGUUUACCGCUUCGAUCAGUACAGCAAGAAGACAGCAAAAAAGAAGAAUUUUAGAUUGCUUAUGCCCUGUAUCAACGUUUAAAAUGAACAUUUGUCCUAUUUGCUAACUACAUUUUCGGGAAAGAAAAAAGGAUUUGGAGCACUUUGGGGUUUCAUUUCCUGGACCAUUCAUUUUGUUUAAUAAUUCAUUAUAUAUUACAUUUGAUA
Hevea brasiliensis (rubber tree) is the source of this 1843-nucleotide messenger RNA. RefSeq names its product pentatricopeptide repeat-containing protein At5g66520. The transcript has a single exon. The record is from RefSeq and is a predicted model, not a curated record. Gene Ontology annotation, biological process: RNA modification. Bases 189 to 1499 code for a protein of 436 amino acids. NCBI's taxonomy places the organism in Eukaryota, Viridiplantae, Streptophyta, Magnoliopsida, Malpighiales, Euphorbiaceae. Gene Ontology annotation, molecular function: RNA binding; protein binding.